AUAUACGACCCUAUGUGUUACCCGUUUACUGACCCCCGGCCGAGAGACAUCGUCGUCGAUGCAGAGAACGACUUUACUGUCGAGGCGGCAGCCUACGCAUACCUUGACCCUCAUAUCGGUGGGAAAUUCAUCCCAAAGUACUACGGCUCGUUCGUCUUCAGUAUGCCCAUUCCCCAGCAACAGGGCUUACCCAGCCAGCCGGCAGGGUCGAGACAGGUCUUUGCUGUGGCUAUAGAGUUUGUCGAGGGGGACCCCCUGAGUCACUUGAAAUCUGCCGAUUAUUCCGAAGCUCAGAGGAUGCGUGUAAUGGGCAAAGCCGUCAAAGGCUACACCAUGAUCCGCCACCACCAGGUCCGCCACAAUGAUCUGGCGCCGCGGAAUAUAAUGACCAGCACCAAGGACUUCAACAGCGAGAAGCUCAGAAUCAGUUUCCUCGACUUGGACGCGGCAGAGGUGUUGCCCCUACUUAAAGGAACUCUCCCGCCCAAGCCGCCCAAGCCCGAGUCGCCAAUCAAACUCUUCUGGGACGAUAUCCCGUCGGAGAUGCAAGAGAUGGGCUGGGUUUCCCUGGAAUGGACUGAAGAAAAAUGGAAUGCUUGGCUUGUGAGAACAUUUUUGGGCGACAAAGAGUUC
Molecule: messenger RNA, 633 nt
Organism: Lasiosphaeria miniovina
Lineage: Eukaryota; Fungi; Ascomycota; Sordariomycetes; Sordariales; Lasiosphaeriaceae
Exons: 1
Biological process (GO): protein phosphorylation
Molecular function (GO): protein kinase activity; ATP binding
Source: RefSeq, a predicted model, not a curated record